GCGCGGCUGAGACUCCCAUCUCCGUUCCCGGACAACAUUUUCCUCCCCACUUUGCCACCAACGGCGAACCUGCCUCAACCGGGCCAUUGGAGACCGGGGUUUCGCUUCGCUCGUAAACCCUAAUCUAGUCCACCUCUUGCCAAUCCAGUCCAGUACCUCGACAGUCAGCCUCUCCGAUCCCACCCGAUGCCCCGACCUCGACCCCGCGGGCGGGGCAAAACCAGAUCCGGCUCGCAAAGGAUGGAUCCCGAAGAGGGCACCACACCACCGGCUCCGGAACAGGCGGCGUGUGAUCCGUCGCAAGAAGAGAGUGCGGCGCCGGUGGACGAAGAGAGGGCAGACACUGACGCGGUAGCGGGAGAAGACCAAGGGGCGAGUGAGAACGAGGCGGAACGGACACGCGAAGAGCUCGAGCGGACGGUCACGGAGCUCAGCAUCCAGAACGAGUACCUAAAGUCCCAGAUCGCCGGUGCUCAGCAGCUGGCGAAUAGCGCCGAGGUGGGAAUAGGCAGUGGGAGGGAAGACGAGGAUGACUCCGAGCUCGUUAGGAGCUUGAAGGAGCAGGUCGAAAGGCUUAGCAAGGAGGUUCAAGAGCAAAAACAGACGCAGAAGGUUGCGGAGGCGGCCCUCGAGCACGUCAAUAUGUCCUACGCCGAGGCGGACGGCAAGGUUCAGGAGCUCACGGCGAAGCUCAACCAAGCUCAACUGAAGAUUGAAAAAGAACUAAAGGAACGAGAUGAAAAAUAUGUUGAGUUGGAUACUAAGUUCCAGAGGCUUCACAAGCGUGCGAAAAACCGUAUACAAGAUAUACAGAAGGAAAAAGAUGAUCUGGAAGCUCGGUUUAAUGAGAUUAAUCAGAAGGCUAUGGAAACUGCUUCUCUACAGCUAGCGGCACAACAGGAACUGGAACGUGCUCGUCACCAGGCUAGUGAGGCUUUACGGGCAAUGGAUGCUGAAAGACAGCAACUGCGGACUGUGAACAACAAGUUAAGAUGUAAUUUUGACGAGACACGGCUUGCUUUGGAGGCCAGGAAUAAUGCCCUUGAGAAAUUGCAACAGUCAAUGCUUGAAAAAGAGCAGAUGCUAGAACAAAUCCAAAGAUCAAUGCAGUCUGCAGAAGAAAAGAGGCAUGCAUCAGUUUCAGAGCUUUCUGCUAAGCAUCGCAAGCAAUUAGAGAGCAUGGAGGCACAGCUAGCUGAGGUUUCUGCAGAGAGGACAAAGGCAUCCGAAACGAUUCAAUCACUGCAGAUGGUACUCGCGGAGAAAGAUUCAGAAAUAACCGGAAUUGAAGCAGCAUCAACCGGUGAAGCUGCCCGGCUUAAAGCUACCUUGGAGGAGAUUAAAGGCGAGCUUACUCAUUUAAAGGACCAACAUGAAAAAGAAAGACAAAGCUGGGAAGCCGAAUGUGAAUCCCUUAGAGAAAAAUUGGAAGCAUUGGAAAGUGCGCGCUUUAGAUCUGAGAUAGAAUCUGCCAAAUUUAGAAAUCAAUUGGAAUCAGAGUUGUCAACGCAAAAUCAAUUGCUUCAAAACAAAGAUUCGAAUCUAAUUUCUGCGAAGGAGGAGAUCAGUCGACUAGAAAGUGAGUUUUCCGCGUACAAGAUCCGUGCACAUGCACUUCUGCAAAGGAAGGAUGCUGAGUUGAGCGCAGCUCAAAAUUCAGAUGUUCUUAAAGCACAUGAAGAAGCAAUAAGAGAAGCUGAAAAGGAGGUGGCAGCUGCCUUAGAAGAACGAGAUGAAGCGAUCCAGGACCUUCAAGUUGCUCAAUGCAGGCAUAGUGAAGAGAUUGAGGCAAGGGAUUUGGGUCUUGCGGAGUUGGACAAAAAACUGAAGAAUGUCAUGAAAAAAUUAGAUUAUGUUACCUCUCAAUUUCUCUCAGAAAAAGAAUCAUGGGAGAAAAAAUUGGCAAGUGUAGAGGAAAGCUGGAGAUUAAAAUGUGAGUCUAUGAAGGGUCAAAGCAAUGGCCAUGUUGAAGACCACCUUCAGAAGAACCUAGGGGAAUGGACACUGAAGUAUGAGAAAUUGAAGGAAGAGCAUGAAUCGUUCCGUGAUAUUUCUGAUAGAAUGAUUGAAGAGAAGGAACGGGAGAUAGCUAAACUUCUCAACGCAAACAAGGAUCUUCAUCAUUCUUUAGAGGCUAAAGCAGCAGUCAGCAAACGUGACAAUCAAAGUCCAGGAUAUAUUAAACAGGAUGCACUAAGUAUUGAAUUGGCUGAGCAGCAAAUUCUGUUACCCAUUCAACUUCUUGCACGGCAACAAGCACAAAGGGAAGAAGAAUUGAGUCAGUCACAUAGGCAUAUCUUGGCGCUUCAACAAGAAGUUGAAGAUCUUGAGCGUGAAAACCGUCUUCAUGAUCAACAGGAAGCAAUGUUGAAGGCUGAGCUUCGGAAUAUGGAGAGAUCACAAAAGCGAGAAGGAGUAGAUAUGACAUACCUAAAAAAUGUAAUCUUAAAGCUUCUUGAAACAGGGGAGGUGGGGGCCUUGCUGCCUGUGGUUGCGAUGCUACUACAGUUCAGCCCUGACGAGCUCAAUAAAUGCCAACAUGGCGUCCUCUCAAAUGUCGCUUCCUUACCAGCUACAGCAUUGUCAGAUGGUGGAUCGACACCAAACUCAUUCUUUGGAAGAUUCACAUUCUAAUACCGGUGCAAGAUGUUGGUUUUGAUUAUCCAUGUUUUAGCGGAGGUAGAUUUACAUUCAUGGGGUGAUCCAAAAUCCCAGCGAUUUCACUGAUUGUGAAAGGUGACAUUCUUUUGUUUGCAUGCUUCUCAUCUCUUCUUACCUUUCGUAAAGUAGUGUAUAUUAUAUAAAUAGAAAACCAUAACUAUCUAUAUAUGUACUUUCAAUACAAGCAUUCAUUCUCAAAGGGAGCAUUAUUUUUUA
Molecule: messenger RNA, 2877 nt
Organism: Aegilops tauschii subsp. strangulata
Lineage: Eukaryota; Viridiplantae; Streptophyta; Magnoliopsida; Poales; Poaceae
Source: RefSeq, a predicted model, not a curated record